CACCGGUUAUACGGUCGACCGCGGUCAAUCUACUUUCAACAUUCGAAAUGAAGAUGGCUGCCGAGGUGAGGUGGCUUUUCAUUUUUCACGUAUUUUCUUUAAUAUGUACGAUCUUCGGUGAGAUACCUAAUCGGAAAUUCGAAUACAAAUACUCAUUUAAGCCACCUUAUCUUGCACAAAAAGAUGGAAGUGUGCCUUUCUGGGAAUACGGGGGAAAUGCAAUUGCUAGUGCAGAAAAUGUAAGAGUGGCUCCAUCUUUAAGAAGUCAGAAAGGUGCUAUUUGGGUCAAGCAACCUGUUAACUUUCGCUGGUGGGAGGUUGAAUUGAUAUUUAGAGUAACAGGAAGGGGCAGAAUUGGAGCAGAUGGUUUAGCAUUGUGGUAUACUAGUUCAAAGGGUGCUUACAAUGGUACUGUUUUUGGUAGCUCUGACCAGUGGAAUGGUCUUGGUAUCUUUUUUGAUUCCUUUGAUAAUGACAAUAAACACAACAACCCCUACAUAAUGGCAGUUCUCAAUGAUGGCACAAAGACCUUUGAUCAUACCAAUGAUGGUACAACACAGUUAUCUGCAGGCUGUCUACGAGAUUUUCGUAAUAAACCGUUUGCUACAAGAGCAAAAAUAGAGUACUAUCAGAAUACUUUAACUGUAUUAUUCCACAACGGUAUGACGAACAACGAGCAAGAUUAUGAAAUGUGCUUCCGAGUGGAAAAUGCUGUACUACCGGAAGGAGGAUACUUCGGUGUUUCUGCUGCUACUGGUGGUUUGGCUGAUGAUCAUGAUGUUUCGCAUUUCUUAACGCAUUCGCUAUUUGUUCCCGGAGAUUCGAAGCCAGAUGAUCGGAAAGCAUUCUUACAAGAACAACAAAAGCUUAGUCAAGAAUAUUUGGAUUAUCAGAAGAAAUUGGAACAGCAAAAAGAGGAAUACCGGAGAGAACAUCCGGACGAACAUCGCGAGAAAGAAGAAUUCGAAGAAUAUUUUGAAACUGACAAUCAAAGGGAGUUGCGACAAAUUUUCGCCGGUCAAAGCCAAAUGUUUGAUGCGUUACGCGAGCUUAAUAGAAAAUUAGAUGAGAUACUUGGGAGACAAGAACGAUCUCUCAGUUUGAUAUCUCAGCUUCAAGUGGGAGGUGUUGCAACCGGGGGUCAACCAGGACAAGUUCAACUGGUUGAUACUAUACGUCGACAAGAAGUUGACAAUAUGUUAAGCAAUCAGAAUAAUUUAAUAAAUACAGCGAAAGAGAUGCAAUCUACGAUAAACGAACUAUAUUCCAAGACUGAUCUCGUUCUUAAUAAUCAGGCCCGAGCCCCAACUGCACAGGUCCAGCCAAUGGGAUAUGAUUAUCAUUCUCUAGUUUCGGAAAUGCGAGAUGGAAUUAAUACGUUAAAAAGAGAUAUAGGACAAGCAAAUGCUAAAUUAAACAGCGGCGGAGGAGACUGUCCUGCAACGAAUUGUUUGACGACAACAAUGUUUUUGCUCUUUGUCGCAAUUCAGAUGAUCAUUCUUUUAGGUUAUAGCAUGUAUCGGGACAAUAAAGAAGCCCAGGCAAAGAAAUUAUAUUAAUAAUAUUGUUUCUGAUUCUACAGCGCAAAAGUAAGGGGGUACAAAAACAAAUUUCUGUUUUUGCAUACUGACUCGAUAUUUUUAUCACUUGUUAAUGGUAUUCGUAAAGUGUGCAUUUUGCUGAACAUUUGUACAAUAAAUACAUUCUUCAUCCAUGAUAAACCUACACCAUAACACGAUAGAGAGUUACAAUUACUCUCCAAGUAAUUAUUGAUAAUGCUCAGCUUGGUAUAAUUCAAUAAUUUUACUAUUUCUUCAAAAGUGUGAUAUUUCACAAUACAAACCAGAGAGCAUAGAUGUAUAAAGAUGGCAGAAAGUACAUGUAAAUUGAAACUGAACAAUCUAAUUUUAUAAGAGAUCGUUCAGUGAUUUUCAAAAUGGAACGAACAUUAUCGUAAUUCGUUUAGAUGGUUGUGUAUAAUAUAUAUAUAUAUAUAGAAUGUUUUGUGCCACGCGCACAUCAAUUUUUUUUACUAGUUUUGUUUAUAAUACUUAUGUUUUUUUUUAUAUAUUGAUUUAUCGACAAGCGUUGUAAAAUGUAUAGAAUUUUGUAUUGGAAAUUGGCAUAUCAAAUACUAAAAGCCGAUAACUUUUCUUUUUUCUGAGAAGAUUCUAUUAUUCUUACAAGAUAGGCAUCAAUCGGGUACUACAUUCCCUUAGGCGAAUGAUCGUAUUUUAGGUACGAAUCGCGUUUCAAACGUGACAGACAGAUUGUCGCAUGCAACUGGGUCAAAUUGUAACUUUUAAAAGUUAAGAGAUAGACAAUAUAAAAUGGUGUCGAAUGGAACAUCGGCUUCAGAAAUGGAGGUGUUGGUCAUCUACACUUUUUUAAACAUUGGUCUUUCCCUAAAAUAUCUUUUGAACUAAUCAAUUUUCGACCUAAGUACCUAAUAUACAGUUCCGCUUAAAAAAUGAAAUCAACCUUGAAAUCUUUGGAACACCUCGACUUCCGGUGUUUCAUUCAGCACCAUUUACUUUUCUUCAUGACACUUCUUUUAUCUUUUUUAUUAUUUAAAAGUUAUGGUGUAGCCUAGUUGCAUGGAAUACCAUGUAUAAUCUUAAAUAUAAGGAAUCAUGGAUAUGGCUCUAUUGAAUUCGAAACAUCAAUCACUACCUAUGUUUUAUUCUUGUAUGUUGUGCAAAAGUGACGUUAAACAGAUGAUGCUGAACGAUGAGAAUGUUUCACUAAGUGAAUACGUACUUUACAAGCGUAUACAUACAGUGUAUUAGAUAGCAACGUAGGAAGGAGCUCGAACAAUCCGGAAGCUCGGUAUUCUUCAACCUUAUUGCAUUUGUAAAAGUUUAUCGAAGAUUAUAAAUGUAUGAUAAAAUAUAUCUGAUAAUAAAACCACUUAUGAAAACACCCCAA
Molecule: messenger RNA, 2928 nt
Organism: Osmia bicornis bicornis
Lineage: Eukaryota; Metazoa; Arthropoda; Insecta; Hymenoptera; Megachilidae
Gene: ergic53
Product: protein ERGIC-53
Exons: 10
Coding region: 48-1559 (503 amino acids)
Biological process (GO): endoplasmic reticulum organization; endoplasmic reticulum to Golgi vesicle-mediated transport; Golgi organization
Cellular component (GO): endoplasmic reticulum membrane; Golgi membrane; COPII-coated ER to Golgi transport vesicle
Molecular function (GO): D-mannose binding
Source: RefSeq, a predicted model, not a curated record